This is a messenger RNA of Lycium ferocissimum, 1693 nucleotides long. Its product is annotated as probable serine/threonine-protein kinase PBL3. Gene Ontology annotation, biological process: protein phosphorylation. Lineage: Eukaryota; Viridiplantae; Streptophyta; Magnoliopsida; Solanales; Solanaceae. The record is from RefSeq and is a predicted model, not a curated record. Gene Ontology annotation, molecular function: ATP binding; protein kinase activity. The transcript has 6 exons. Bases 278 to 1537 code for a protein of 419 amino acids.
GAACAUUAUCUUUAUCGAACGGAACAAUUAAAAAAAUAGGAAAUGUAGUCCACCAUUUUUCUCCUCUUCACAUUAUAUUCCUUUACAAUAAAAAACUCAUUUUCCUCUAAUUUACCAACCCAAGUAUCACCCCUUUUCAUUUCUCUCCAUUAAAACAUAUGUACCUAUGUUUUAUGUUUCUUGAAAUUCUCAAAAUCCAAGGAAAAAUUGUUUUUUCGUGAAGACUUAAUUUUUGGUUGAUAAUUUUUUUAUCUUUUUCUUAAAGAUUGUUUGUCUGAUGGGUAAUUGUUUUGUUUCAUCAGCUAGAGUUGAUGCUAGUCUCAGCUCAUGUAACAUUUCUGCUUCUGAAGCAUCCAGGAUUCCCAGCAGAAAAAGCAAUUCUUCUGUUCUAUCAAGUCUAAGUAUUCCAUCUUAUAGUCGGAAAAGCAGUGUUGAUACCCUUUCUACUCCGAGAUCCGAAGGCGAAAUUUUGUUUUCUCCCAACGUUAAGUCCUUCUCAUUUAACGAAUUGAAAAGUGCGACAAGGAACUUUAGGCCUGACAGUCUUCUUGGCGAAGGAGGAUUUGGUUGUGUUUUUAAAGGAUGGAUUGAUGAACAUACCCUUAGUGCUGCAAAGCCUGGUUCUGGAAUGGUUAUUGCGGUCAAGAAAUUGAAGCCAGAGGGUUUUCAGGGUCACAAGGAGUGGGUGACUGAAGUUAAUUACCUCGGGCAACUUCGUCAUCCAAACCUGGUUAAACUCAUUGGGUAUUGUAUAGAGGGAGAUGACCGUCUAUUGGUUUAUGAGUUCAUGCCUAAAGGGAGCUUGGAGAACCAUUUAUUUAGAAGAGGGCCUCAGCCUUUGACUUGGUCAACAAGAAUUAAGGUGGCUAUUGGUGCUGCAAGAGGACUUGCUUUCCUACAUGAUGCUAAAGAACAAGUUAUAUAUCGGGAUUUUAAGGCUUCUAAUAUUCUCUUAGAUGGGGAAUUUAAUGCAAAGUUGUCUGAUUUUGGUUUGGCCAAGGCAGGCCCAACUGGUGAUCGCACUCACGUGUCCACUCAAGUGAUUGGUACACAGGGCUAUGCUGCUCCAGAAUAUGUUGCUACAGGUCGAUUGACAUCAAGAAGUGACGUAUACAGCUUUGGGGUUGUAUUGCUUGAACUAAUAUCAGGGCGUCGUGCGCUCGAUAAAACAAAAGUUGGUGUCGAGCAGAAUCUUGUGGAUUGGGCAAAGCCAUAUCUAGGGGACAAAAGGAGAUUGUUUCGAAUUAUGGACACUAAACUAGAGGGCCAGUAUCCUCAGAAAGGAGCAUAUACAGCUGCUAACCUUGCUUGGCAGUGUCUAAGCAACGAGCCUAAGCUAAGGCCGCGUAUGUCUCAAGUUUUGGCUGAUCUUGAAGAGCUUCAAGCAUCGAAAGGUGCUAACAGAGGAUCUCGGAUUGAGCAUCGAGCCACUUCCAGCUCUGUUCCAGUUUCUCCAUUUAGACAUCGUUCAUCACUCAGCAUGACACCCUCUGCCUCUCCGUUACAGGCCUAUCAUAAGUCUCCACGCGGAAGGUGACUCCAAGAAAACAAACUUAUAUUUGGCUUGUCACUGUAAAGUUUUCCUUUAUGUAGCAAAUUUUGUUAUCUAGUUUUCAUGUAAAAUCUUGGAUUCAAUGAAUCAUAACUGAACCUACUGAUUAAUAGAGUUAGCUCUUCUGCUCUUUGGCUGCAA